Molecule: messenger RNA, 2826 nt
Organism: Sycon ciliatum
Lineage: Eukaryota; Metazoa; Porifera; Calcarea; Leucosolenida; Sycettidae
Product: tetratricopeptide repeat protein 8-like
Exons: 15
Coding region: 585-2213 (542 amino acids)
Biological process (GO): non-motile cilium assembly
Cellular component (GO): BBSome; ciliary basal body; non-motile cilium
Molecular function (GO): protein binding
Source: RefSeq, a predicted model, not a curated record
CUUUUUUUGUUUGCUUCUAUUCAGGUCGUUCCGUUCACCCGUGAGUGCAUUUAGUGGGCCACAGUCAGCGGCACGCAGCCUUCCAGGAGAAUGCAGAGAUAGAUCAACCUUCUUUCCAAACCUCCCUAGCCCUAGCUCCAGAUCAGACUCCAGAGCACAGCAAAGUAUCCUCUCCGUCGUACUGUCAACCCCCCCCCCCCCCCCCCCCCAAGCUAACCAACGACAGCUGGUCAGACAUAGCAGCUGUUUGUAGAGCCAGCCCAGGAGAACAUCCGGCAAAGCGAUUGCCUCUGUGCAGUCGUCUGCUGUCGCCAGUAUUGAACUACCGAAAUCUCUGAUAAGUAACCGGGAUCCGGGAAAGAUGUGCACAGCCACGUACACCGCGGCUGAAUGAGUUCAGUGUGAUCGUGGUCAUAGUCAUUCAAACAAUUCUAUGGGAUUGAAUGUUUUUCUCCUAUCUAAACAGCACCUACUUCGGAGUACCAGGCAGCAGGUGACCUGUUGUGUAGCUGAAUUACUGGUCAGUGGUGUCUGGUGGGGUGGCUGACUACAAACUUGUACCCAGAAUCAGCGUUACGACAAACAUGAGCCAGCGUGCAGCAAGCAUGAGCCAGCGUGCGGCAAGCAUGAGCCAGCGUGCGGCAAGCGUGAGCCAGCGUGUUGGACAUGCGGCGGCUAGGGAGAAAAAGGACCAUCCUGACAAAAUGCUCAAAGCCCUGAAUCAAUUACGGCGUCGAAAGUUUGAGGAGUGCGUGGAAACCUGUGGACAAAUCCUGCUGGAUAAUCCGUUUGAUAAGGCGGCGUGGAUACUGAAGAUGCAGGCGCUAACUGCACAAACCUAUGUCGAUGAAGUCGAGGUUGACGAAGUCGGAAUUGCGGAGUUGUUGAUGGAUGACACGGUCACAACGGCCACUGCAAGACCCGGGACGUCAUUUAGAAAUCCCCUAGCACCCAAGACUGGUGCACGGUCGGUUGUACCGGAGACAGCUACUCGGCCAGUAUCUCAGAGUGGACGUCCUGUCACAGGGUUUGCACGCCCGGGAACACAGUCUGGCCGCCCGACGACCAUGGAGCAGGCUGUCAGAACUGCACGUUCAGCUUCCACGGCAAGGCCCGUGACAACGUCGUCGGGAAGAUUUGUUCGCCUGGGCACGGCAUCCAUGAUAUCAGAGAAGGAUGGUCCAUUUGUCAACCCGGCAAAGCUGGACUUGGAGAAGUAUGCCAAGAAGCCGGAACUAGCAAAGCCUCUCUUUGAGUACUUCUUCUACAACAUCAAUGACAUACGUAAUGCAAUGAACCUUGCACAGCUUGUAACCCAGCAGACGGACUUCAAAGAGUGGUGGUGGAAAGCACAACUUGGCAAGUGCUACUUCAGGGUUGGACUGAUCCGCAAGGCCGAGGCGCAGUUCAAAGCGUCACUGAAGGUGCAGGAUAUGAUCGACACCUAUCUGCACCUCGGAAAGGUCUACAUUCGUCUAGAUCAUCCUUUCACUGCAAUUGAAUGCUAUCAGAAGGGGCUGCGCCGCUUUCCCGGCGAGGUGUCCCUGUUGAUUGCUAUUGCACGGGUUCACGAGGGUCUCAAGGACUCAAUCAGUUCAAAGAAUGUGUACCGUGACGUUCUGCAUCAAGACAAUCUGAACGUCGAGGCAUCAGCCUGCCUCGCUACCAACUACUUCUACAGUGAUCAACCAGAGAUGGCGCUGCAGUUUUAUCGGCGACUGGUAUUGAUGGGAGUGAGCAGUACGGAUAUCUACAACAACCUGGCUCUGUGCUGCUUCUACUCGCACAACUAUGAGUCAGCGUUUGCAUGCUUUGAUCGUGCACUGGGAAUGGCUAAUGAUGAGGAGAUGGCGGACGUUUGGUACAAUAUUGGCUGCGUCUGUGUAAGCAUGUGUGCCUUGGAUUUUGCAACCUACGCAUUCAAGUUGUCACUGGCAGCGAAUAGCAACAAUGCGGAGAGCUACAAUAAUCUCGGUGUUCUCUGCAUUCGGCAACGGAAAACGGAUAUGGCGAAACAAAUGUUCUCUACAAGUAUUGACCUCAAUCCGACGCUGUACGAGGCAAACUACAACAAAGCAAGGCUACUGGAAACAUUUGGAGAUUUUGCCGGUAGUUACAGCUGUGCCGAGAAAGCCUUGGAAGGAUUUCCUGACCACUUUGGAUCCAAGUGCUUGCUGGAGAACUUGAAGUCAUUCUUCUCGUACGGUGCCUAGAAGGCUAUGGUUAGCACCAUCGGGAUAAGCUCCAGAAUGAGUAGUGUUGAAUUAGAGAUGUGGAGACUGUUUCUUUGCAUCGGACACUCCCGUCUACCUACCAAUAGUACGAUGCAAUGGAGAAUAGUUGAACUGGCAUCAGUAUACUGUGUCCGAUUCAUGCCGGUUUGGUCCGGGCACUGUCACUCGUCAUGAAGACUGUAAAUAUAAUUAUGAUGUCACAGUAUUGUGUAAUGAUGUCACAGUAUUGUGUAAUGAUGUCACAGUAUUGUGUAAUCUACAUUGUACCAGCAAAGCACUAGGCACCUUGUACUGGUUAGGAUUGUGACUUGAACGGCUGAAAAAUUAUCUAAAAAGUGUUCUAACUCAUAACAACUGCUUCGAUUGGAUCAGUAAGUUACCUACAUGGGUAUUUGUUUUUCGUGACAUUGUAUUGAGGACUCUAUGGAUCUUAUACUGAGGUCGGUGCUCACGCAUGCAGAUGUCAGGACCGCACCUGUGCAGAUAUGCGCCAAUGUCAAGUAUUUUUUUAAUAAAAGAAUCUUGUACUUUGGUUUGCCGUAAUUGAAGAUACUAUCACUUUGCUUCGUGUGAAUAUUAUGACUUACACGUA